Molecule: messenger RNA, 1158 nt
Organism: Aphis gossypii (cotton aphid)
Lineage: Eukaryota; Metazoa; Arthropoda; Insecta; Hemiptera; Aphididae
Exons: 4
Coding region: 646-987 (113 amino acids)
Source: RefSeq, a predicted model, not a curated record
AUUGGGAGCCUCGCUAACUUCAGAAACAUAGAUUAAUCAAUAAUCGCGCAAAUAAAAUACGUUUUUUAAAUUUGGCAAUGAAUUUCCUAUUGAGUAUGCCACUUAAGAUAUCGGUUAUUCCAGCUUCCAUAUAUUAUAUAUAAUACAAUCGCUUUUAUAAAUCAUAUCUAUAUUUCUGAUUUACAAAAUAUUGAGCAGUUCUUUUUCUUUUUGAGACUUCUUACUUAUUGUUAUAUUUCUGUAAGCAUAUAAUAAUUAUUGACUAAAAUAUAUAUAUAUUAUAUAUCUUUUUAAGUUUAAAUUGUACGUUGUACGUAUUCUCAAUUCUGCAUCUUACAUAUUAUUUUGACAAUAAAUUAAAUUAUAAUUAAAAAUGGAUGUGCCAUCAAAUAACGGUAAAUAUUUUUAUAUUUUUUAAUAAGCUUUAAAAAACACAUUUUUUAAAAACCAAAUUGAAAGUUUGUUUAGAUAUUGUAAAUCAUGACCAUGCCUAUCAUAUUACCAAUCAAGAGCAUGUUAAGUGUAUACAAUAGAUUUACCUAUUAGAAAAUAUGUAAUUAAUUAUUUAAUUAACAUAGCCUAAAAAUUACUAAUAUAUAUAAUUACACUCUAGGUAUUAUUAAUCAUGAUCAUGACUAUGUACCGAUGGAUUUGGUACACAAUGAUAAUGAUUUUAUGGAGCCCAUUGAAAAUUAUAACCCAGAACCCCAAGAACUUACACAUGAAGUCCUUAAUUUGGAAAAACCCGAGACGUAUAAAAUAGAUUUUGGUACACAAAGGACAACCGAAAUCAUACGGGAUAAUCUGGGCUUCCAUUAUUACAAAAAUAAAAAAACUGAGAACAAAAUAUAUUUGGUAUGUCUUGAAAAAAAAAAACAAAAAAUCCAUGUCGAGCAACUGCUCAUAUAUCUCCUGACCAAAAUGAUGAUAAAUUGGUUUUGUGUAAGCAACUGUAAUAACGCAAAAAUAAAGAAACUAAAAAUUUAAAUAUUGGUAAUUGUAAAAAUAUUAAUAUGUUGAUUAAUAUUUUUAUUUUUAAAAGUAAUGUUUUGUUAUAUGUGAAGUAGUUUAAAUAAAUUGUAUCGGCAAUCACAAGGGACACAAGCCUUGAAUGAUUGCCUCAAAUAUAUUUGUAAGUUAUUAGAAAUUUAUCGAUUA